GCGGCUGAGGAGCGGGGGGUAUCGGCAGCGCCGGGCUCGGGGUCGGGGUGUCGUCGGCCGGGGACCGGGCAGCCCCCGGCGGCCUGCUUGGCAGCCAACAGUCGCUUUCUCGAGCGAACCCUUCGGGAUCAAAGAGCCGAGGUCUGAGAAGGCACGAAGGCCACGCCGCUCCCCGGCGGAGCGUUCACCCGAGCGGGAGGAGAGCCCAGCUGUGGGAGCGAGAGAUGGAUACUAGUUCAAAAGACAGCGAGCCCCUGGAAACCGAAGAGUCUGCUGUUAAUAAUGCUGAAAAUACCUCUUUCAUUCUGGGCAAUGGGGAGUGUGUAACCCCUCACAAGCAUGCAGCUGAAGUGACCCCUCUUCGUUGCACAUCAGAUACUUUUAAAUCACCCUUGAACUUUUCCACAGUAACUGUGGAGCAGCUGGGGAUUACACCUGAAAGCUUUGUAAAGAACUCUUCAGGAGAGUCAUCAUCCUACCUUAAAAAAUCCAGACGACGCUCUACAGUUGGCGUGCGGGGCUCUCCUGAAACAAACCAUCUAAUUCGUUUCAUUGCUCAGCAGCGGAAUUUAAAGAAUGCGUCUUUGACCAAGAACUCCCCUUUUCAGGGCAGCCCUGUUCUGUAUCGAAAUGUUCAUUCCUUAAGAGAGCAAAUGUCUGCCUUCCAGUUGGCUUUUCACUCCAUAAAGGAAAAUGAGAAAAUGACCGGGUGUCCUGAAUUCUCAGAAAAUGAAAGAAAGUUCGAGACCACAGGCUCGACCAAAAAGGAAAGUCUUGGUGAAUGUCAACAGUCUGAGAUCCCCGCAAAGUUAUCAUCCAAGCGUCGGAGAAUAGCCUCUCCGAGCAACUCGGAUGGAAAUGUGACUGACGCAGCUCAUCUCCAGAUACUCAGUCCCGCUGCUUUUCCCAGUGCAGACAGGAUGUGCGCCAUUAAAGCUUCAGCAGAUCCCUCUGAGAAAUCUUCUGAAUCUGGAUGCGUAGUUGAAGAGUCUGCUCCACGUUCAGAGCUCACAGAGGCUUCAAGUGGAAUGCAGGUGGCUGGCUGUGCAGAGAGCAAAGGACCGAGUGAUGCCAUUUCAGGUGACAAGUCUACAGAAAUGAGCACAGACCCAGCCCCGGGAGCCAGGCCACUGGCUGCUCCCCUGUGUCCGAGGGACAGUCCAUCCUCUGCGACCUUUGUACUUCGUUCUGUGCUGAAGAAACCCUCGGCUAAGCUGCGUCUAGAAAGCCUGCAGGAACACCAUGACAGCCUCUGUGAUAGUAGGACACAGCCAAGCUUAAUCUCAGCUCUUGUGAACUGUUGCAAAGAGCGAAAAGCGGAAGGUAAAGAAAAUUCUAAAGCACCAGCCUUUCUAAAUGUGAGGAAGAGGAAGAGAGUGACUUUUGGAGAGGACCUGAGCCCUGAAGUGUUCGAUGAAUCUUUGCCAGCAAACACUCCAUUGCGUAAAGGAGAAACACCCGUUCGUAAAAAGGAUUUAAGUAGCCUCAGUCCCCUGCCAGUUGAGCAGUCACCGGUUCCUGAGCGGUUAUCUCAGCCAGAUUUUGAUGACAAGGGAGAGAAUCUUGAAAAUAUAGAACCUCUUCAGGUAUCGUUUGCAGUCCUGAGUCCUCUCAGUAAGCCUUCAGUCUCUGAGGCUCUUGCAGGCACUGAUACCUUUGCCUCUUCAAAUAACCUCAAGAAAAUAACCUCCCGUAAAGUGGGCAGAGAAACGCGGACCUCCAACAGAAGCGGCCAAUUGAUCAGUUUUUCAGAAGAGACUGUUUGCAACUUACUUAAUACAGAAGCUCAGCCUCAGAAAGAAAAGAAAGUUAAUAGAAGGAAGUCUCAAGAAAGCAAACGCACAGACAGAGCGCCUCCUAAAAAGAAACAGGUUUUAAAAAGCUGCCGAAAGAAGAAAGCAAAGGGAAAGAAGAAGAGUGUUCAAAAGUCUUUAUACGGGGAGAGAGACAUUGCUUCUAAGAAGCCGCUUCUGAGCCCUAUUCCUGAGCUGCCCGAGGUCUCUGAGGUGGCGCCGUCCGUGCCCAGCGUCUGGAGGAUGUGCUCAGAUGAUUUCAUCUCAAACGGUGAACUUGAAGAUGUGAAGCUCCCUAAGGAAAAGAAUCUUUUGCCUCAGAACCCAGAUGUGCAGUUGAUUCCAGGCUGUAAUAAAUACGAUGUGUCUGGAUUCGGCAGCCCUUACAUGAGAAGUUCCUCGUCACUGACUAAUGCUGCUUUUGAGCAAGAUUCAAAUAUACAUACUACAGAAAUUCAUGGGAACAGAUCAGGUAACCCAUCACCUGAUUUUGCCCUCCAGUCCCAAGAAGCUUCUGCUGCUGGUCAAAAUGUGGAAAACCUUUUUGAAAUCUUUAAAAUUUCAGAAGAUGUAAACGUCAGGUGUGAAAACCAGGAUGGCUUCUUGGUCAUCCCAGAAGGAAGACUCCCGGCGAAGCAUUUCAUGCCCGGCUCACAGAAGGCACGUGGUUGUUCAGAAGCUGUCUCCACUGACGGUGUGGAAGGAAGUAAAGCUCCAGGUGAGGAUCUGGGAAGAAACUCCAGAGAGGGCAGCAGUGGUGUGAGUUCCAGAGAGAGGAAAUACAGAAGACCCUCCAUGUGUUGUUCUGAUGGACAAAGUGUACACUUGGAAAACCAACCUUCCUACGGCGUGAGCGGCUCUGUAGAAAAGAGUUUAGAAGAUUCUGACCUCUAUAAAGAUUUAUCUGACGCCAUCGAGCAAGCCUUUCAGCGGACAGAGAGUGAAACCAAAGUAAGACGCAGCACAAGGCUACAGAAAGGCCUGGAAAGUGAAGGGCUGGUGUGGGUUUCGCUGCCCUGUCCUCCCACAUCCUGGCCGUCCCAGAAAACCAAAAGGAGGACAGUCGGCACGCUGGGCAGCAGAGGACCUGAAAGCGAGCCCUCCAGACAAAACCCAUGUGGGCUGCCCUUCGCAUCAGGUGAAGACCACCGCGAGGGCUUCGCUGCUGCUGCUGCUGCUCCCAGCUUACCCCGGGGGAGGAGGAAGAGCUUCUGUACCUCUGCGCUUGCCGACGUGAGAGAUACCACCCGGUCAAAAGGCCGCAGAAGAACCUUUCUCAGCCAGAAGGGAGAGGAAGCUCUCCAGGUGACUUCGACAGAACCGGACAUAACGGAGAACUAAAGCGUGACGUCUGCUCCAGAACAUCUCCUGCAGAGCAUCUCCUGCAGAACAUUUGGCAAGAGAGAAGGUGACCAGCCAUGCCUAAAGGAUUCCUUCAUCCCAGUUCCCAUCCUUUGUUCAACUUCAGUGUUUUAAAAGUUUCAAGUAAAUAAAAUCAUUUGAGUUGAACCUACUUUUAAGUAGAAAUAAGUGAAUUUCUUCAUCAUUCAAAAAGAAAGCAUUCUCUUAAAUAUGUUCUCCCCCCAAAUGAUAACUGCUUAAUUGGUAUUCUGUUAAAGACCCAACAGGAUGUCUCAAGUUUUAUUUCGUGUUAAUAUAUAUUUACCACCGGAAGUUUAGAAUAUCUGUUGUUUAAAAAAAAAUCUUUUAGAAUUAACUGGUUGUAUCUGUAUGAGAAGAGGGUUUUUUGUCUUUUUUUUAAAUAAAUUGAUAGAGUCAAUGUAACUAUGAAAACUGAAGGUAAUACAAGGUUGAAAACUGUUAAAGUGUGAUGAGGUGUGUUUUUAUUUUAAAAUACUGACAAAAAAACUGGUUAAAAAUUUUAACAAUUAAGAAAGAUGGAAAUGGUAAAACAUGUUUUCCUUUUGCAUUAAAGUUAAAAGAAGCUUUAAUGACUUGCUUUACCGAUCUCAUAGAAAAUUUUUAUUUUAAUAGUUAGAUCAAAAUUAAAUCGUAAACAUGGAAUUCUGAAAAAAAUCUUUCAGUAAUCAGAAUAUUGCAAAUCUCUCAUUAUAAAAUGAACAUAUAAUUUAUAAAUAACUAAUAGGAAAGCAUUUUCACCUUUAAACAAGGCUCUUGCGUGCGAGAUUGGUUUUUGGUGAAAGUUUAAGCAGUUUUGUUGACACAUCUCCCAGAUUAUUCAUAUUAGUCACAGGUAAUUUGGGAUUGAAUUCAUAGUUCUCCAUUAAAAAAAUUUUUUUUAAAUUCAGAAACUCACUUAAAGGGCCCUAAAAAAUUGGUUUGCUCGCAUGAAGCAUGGUGGUAGGUCUCUCGUGGCAUUUUUCCAGACUUUCUAACUUUUUCUUUCAUAAUAUCAAGUACCAUUACUUGUCUUGGGUUUUCCAGUUAAGCUUCAGCAAUAUAUCCUGUCACUGUUUGGGUGACAACAGUUUGAAAAUCUAAAUUGCUAUAGAUCUGGAAUUUGUGAAUGCGCAUAAAUCUUUGUAUCAUUAAACCAUUGUCUUUGAAAUCCUUUAAAUCAUUAAACUCUCCCUCUCCAGGACAGCAGAAACAUGUUAACAAAUAGGGCUCUCUAUAAAUAACACAACAGGGAAGAAAGCUCCUGCUGAGCUCCCAUUUCCCCCGCCUCAGAUAGAGACUAUUUGUUACCUUCUUGGCACCAAUAGGUCUGGAACUCCUGCUGCUAAAGACUAAUGUAUUUUACAUUAACACUCAAAGUGAUCCCCAAUUUCUUCUGCCAAAGGGUGGAUUGUUUAAAAAAUUCUUUUAUCUUUACACGUAAAUUAUUUAUGGACUUUUUUUGUCCAUUUAUAGUUUGGUGGGGUUGGCAAAUGUCUUACCCACUGAAAACAAACCAAAAACAAAACCAAAAAAGAAUUAACUUCUUAGGAGGCUUUUGGUUUGUGUCAUUUGCAAAGAAAAGGAAAAAAACUUUCAGAAACAUACAAUGUUAAAGGGUUUUGUCUGUUAAAAAAUUUUUGUUUUCUGUUGCUUAACAUUGUUAAACGUAUUAAAUUGUUAUUUUCUCCCCCUUUUUACUGUAUGGUGUAUGAUCUCCACUGUAUUUGAAUUUUCAGAAUUUCACAUGCUUUGUUUUAUUUCAUGCUAAUGAGGAUGAAGGAAAGAUUUUAGUCUGAUUUUAGGUUGUGAUUUUCUUGGCUUGAUUUUUCAGAUGUAAAAAUUGUUCUCAUUUUCUAGCCCCUGCAGUUAAAAAUAUAAACAUACUUUACAAGUUCUGUGUGUUUCAAACUAUUUCCUGAUGAAUAUUUUGUUGCUGUCUGUAAACAACAAAUAGGCUGUUUUCCUAAAAAGAACAAGUUUGAGAAAUCAAAACAACUUGGAGGUAAUUUUAUCCACCGUCUCAUUUGUAUCAUAAACUUUGUGAAAAGUUAAUGGUUUCUGUAUUUGGUCAUGCUUGCUUGUUUUUGCUUCUUUUCACUGAUGUUUAAAUCCAAAACUUGCUGUAUCUUUUUUACCGCAGUAACCUUUGACGUUUUGCCCUAGAAUAUCUGCUCCUUGUCCUGCAGAUUCUCGUUUGUUCCAGAAGGUGGCAGCAUGACAUCUGAAGUUCUUCAUCCUGCGAGCACCACCUCAAACCAGGGCAGCUGGCUCUUCGUUGUUGCUAUGGGUGCGCCCCUUAACUUUUAUUUUCACUCAUUUUUAUUACCAAAGUAAUAUGUAUCAUUGAAAAAAGUAAGAGAACCGUACCAAAUCAAAAACCCUUCCUCCACCAAGCGCCAGCAUCCUGCAGCCGAUGUCAACACUGUUAACAGCCAGCAAACCUCUUCCAGACCCUUCACUGGUGUAAACACGAAUAUAGGUUUUGAUUUCUAACGGGGUCACUGUAUGUGCCAUCUUGUGAUGUAAAAUUUUAUUCAAUGAAAUAAUAACCUUGUUAACAUCCUCAGUGUUGCUCUGGAGAGCCCUGGUGCUGCUUCAGUCUUUGUGAGCCCUGCACAGAAUUAUGUACCUUGGGUAUACAAUGGAGUUAGCCAUCUCCUUACCAAUGGAUGCUCGUUGUCACCAAUUCUUUGUUCUUGAAAAUCAGGCCACACUGGGCUUGCGUGAACAUGUAAGAUAAAUUCCUUGCAAUUAAAUGGUUACUAAGUUCUUUUCUCUAGAUCUUACCUGGCAAAGUCCCUUUAUAAAGAUUUUGGCUUCCUCACCUUCUUUCUGUCUGUCGCGUUCUCCCCCGGCACUUUAUGCCACGAUGCUUCCAUUUUCUCUCGCUGCCCGGAGCGCCUCAGCUGUAGAAGUGAGGGUGAGACUCGGAUCUGGCGUAACACGGAGGAGAUGGUGGAGAAUGCCUGAUUGGUGCUUUACAUUGAAAGAGCUUUUCUCUUUUUUUCUUUUCCUUUUUAAAGUCAGGUUUAUGGUGGUGUGUUCACCUACAGUAAAGUUUACCCUUUUUUGAAUUUUGGCAAAUUUAUACCGUCAGGUAACCACGACCACAGUCAAGUAAUAGAACAUUCCCGUCACCCCAAAAGGUGUUCCCUCCUGCCUCUUUGCAGAAGUGCCCUGUCUCCCAACCCCAGCCCCUUGCAAUCAUCUCAUUUCUAUCCCGGCUGUUUCGCCUUUUAUGUCAUAUAAUGUCACAUAAACGGGAUCAUACAGUAUGUGUCCUUUUGUAUCUGCCUUUUUAAACAGAAAUGCUUUUGAGAUUCAUCCAUGUCCCAUGUUAAAGUAGUUGCUUCCUGUUUAUUGCCAAGUCACGUUCCAUUUUAUGGUUGUACCACAGUUUAUCCACUCACCAGUUGAUGGAUUUGGGGAUUGUAUCUAUUUUUGGCUAUUAAAAAUAAAGCUGCUAUAAACAUUGGCA
Molecule: messenger RNA, 6633 nt
Organism: Camelus dromedarius (Arabian camel)
Lineage: Eukaryota; Metazoa; Chordata; Mammalia; Artiodactyla; Camelidae
Gene: CDCA2
Product: cell division cycle associated 2
Exons: 15
Coding region: 225-3134 (969 amino acids)
Biological process (GO): regulation of chromosome segregation; regulation of mitotic nuclear division
Cellular component (GO): chromosome; nucleus
Source: RefSeq, a predicted model, not a curated record